This is a messenger RNA of Glarea lozoyensis ATCC 20868, 1344 nucleotides long. RefSeq names its product Metallo-dependent hydrolase. The record is from RefSeq and is a predicted model, not a curated record. Gene Ontology annotation, molecular function: hydrolase activity, acting on carbon-nitrogen (but not peptide) bonds. The coding region runs from base 1 to 1344 and encodes 447 amino acids. The transcript has a single exon. Lineage: Eukaryota; Fungi; Ascomycota; Leotiomycetes; Helotiales; Helotiaceae.
AUGGCAUCUUCCAGCUUAACAACCCCGUGGAAAUUACCACCUCACAACACCUACAUUCUUGAAAAUGCAAACAUAAUUAACCCCAUCGAUGGAUCCGUCCUAAAAGGGGCCACAAUAAGGCUAUCAGAUGGAAUUGUUCAAUCCGUGACAACUACAACUACGGGAGCGACCAAAUCGGAAAAGCCACACCAAGAUUCUGGUAUCACUAUCGACCUCAAGGGAAAAUACGUAUGCCCCGGUCUCAUUGAUGCGCAUGUUCAUGUUGCAGCAGUGCCAGGAGAAAAGAAUCUUGGAGAUACUCUUGGACUCACAGAUCAAGUUUCAAUGAUGCGACAGCCCUAUGUUUGUCUCCAAAUGAUACGGAGAGGUUUUACCACCGCUCGAGACUGUGGGGGCGCAACACUUGCGCUGAAGGAAGCAAUAGAAGAGGGCGUCUUUACCGGACCUCGACUUUUCAUAGCAGGCAGACUGCUGACACAAACCGGCGGUAGCGCUGAUCCUCGCGGUCCCCACGAUGAUGGCGAGUGUUGUAGUGGUGCGAAGGCUUUGGGCAGAGUCUGCGAUGGUGUUCCCGCUUGUAUCAAAGCUGCGAGAGAAUCGAUUAGGACCGGAAGUGACUUUAUCAAGAUCUUCUCUGGUGGCAGCAUAACUGGUCCCGCUGAGAAGAUUACCAGCGUGCAUUUCAGUAAUGAGGAAAUUCAAGCCAUCAACACUGUUGCGAAGAACAGCGGGACCUAUGUCACUGCUCAUGCAUAUACUCCUGCUGCAAUCCGACAUGCUCUCGACAAUGGUGUCAUGGGAAUCGAACAUGGAAAUAUGAUAGAUGAAGACACGGCAAAGUACAUGGCUGAGAAGGGCGCGUUUUUGACACCAACACUUACCGCGUAUGCCGUCGCCGCAUCUCCAGAGUUGAAAGACUUCAUUUCAGAUCCCAGAAUGGCAGCAAAACUCCAGCAAGUUCUGAGCGCAGGACAACGAUCGUUGAAAAUCGCAUCCGAUGCUGGGGUUCAGAUCUGUUACGGCACUGAUCUCAUGGGACCUAUGCAUUUUGCGCAGACAAAAGAGUUUGCUCUACGAGCAAAGGUUCUUUCGCCUGUUGCUGUUUUGCAGAGUGCGACCGUGACGGCGGCUCGGCUGCUCGGGCAGGCUGAUUUUCUUGGGCAAAUAAAAGAUGGCUUUGCAGCGGAUCUGCUAAUUUUGAACAAGAAUCCGUUAGAGGACAUUGAGGUUUUUGACAGACCUGAUGAACAUCUCCUGGCAGUGUUCAAGGAUGGUCGUGUUCAGACUAGUCGAUGGUCGAAAUUGAAGGAAGAUGUUGUAACUGCAGUUCCAAUGAUUGAGUAG